AGCUCAAGGGGUUAGUCUUUCUGUUCAAGUAACUUUCAAAGUAGCAUUCAUGGUAUAAAAAUAAUGAAACUCCCAAAAUACAGACACCCUGGAAAAAACUUUCCUGAUAGUGUUGAUGAAGAUGAUAAAUUAUCAUAUAAGGGUUUUAAAAUCUUUGUUGAAUAUUCCUUUAAAACAAUCUUAAGUUUUCAGUCAUGCUUUCAUAAGAUUGAAUAAAAUGUGGAAUCAACUGAAUUUUAAAGAUACUAUGAAUGACUAGUUGGAAGGUAAAAGAAAUAUGAUUCUUAAUGUCAUACAAAUAGUAGGAAAUGUUUUUUCCAGAAUCACAUUAAGAUCAACACAAAAUUUCAAAAAUCAUUGUUUUUAAAAUCUAUGCCUGCCAGUUGAUUUUUUGGCAUAUUCUUUCAUUCCAUGCCCAUAAAUGUUUUUCUUAAUAUUCAACUCUCUUUUUCCAGGCGUGAUUCGUCUCAUAGAUGGAAGCAUUCAUUUGGAUAAGGAUAAGUAUGAGCUCAACGUGACGGCAAAAGAUGAUGGAGCCUGUUGCAAGGAUGGUGCCUUGACCACUCACACCAGUACUGCCCUGGUUGUUGUGUUCAUUACUGACGUGAAUGAUAACAAGCCUGUGUUUGAAGAUUGUGAUAACUAUCACCCGAAAGUUCAGGAAGGAGCGGAAAGAAAUACUUUUGUCAUUAGGGUUGAAGCAACAGAUCAAGAUAAAGGAUAUAACGGGCAAGUCAGAUAUUCAGUGGUUCAGCAGCCAAAUCAACGAGGAAUGAAGUUUACUGUGGAUGAAAUCACUGGAGAUGUACGAACCAAUAAGGUUUUUGACAGGGAAGGAGAAGAUGGCCGCUUCGUGAGCGUCACUUUGAAAGCAACCGAUCGUGGAAAUCCUCCACUUGAAGGAGUCUGCUCAUUUAAAGUGGAGAUCACAGAUGUGAAUGACAAUCCACCUCUAUUCCAUCGUUCGGAAUACCAUGAGAACAUCAAGCAGGACACCCCGGUUGGAAACAAUGUGCUUCGCGUGGCAGCUUCGGAUGAAGAUGCGGAUAACAACGGUGUAGUGAUCUACAGCCUUUAUGCCAGAUCUGUUGAUCAUGAUGGAUAUUUUGAGAUAAAUCCUGAAUCUGGAUUUAUUAGAUUGAAGAAAGCUCUUGAUCAAGAAAAAUACUUUUUAAGAGCUGAAGCUACUGAUAAGGGGGAUCCACCCUUGAAAGCAUCUGUCAACAUUAUCAUAGAAGUUGUUGAUCGAAAGAAUAAUCCUCCUGUUUGGCGACAACCAGUCUAUGGACCCAUUCUUGUUAAAGAAAACAUUCAAACGGGUACCAAGAUAUUAUCUGUGAUAGCAAGUUCUGGCAUUCCUGACAAUCCUCGAGUCUUCUAUACACUGAUCAAAGGUGGAACUGAACAAACCAACAGCAAAGAUACUUUUUAUCUCAAUCAGUACUCUGAAAAUGGUGAAACAUGGGCUGGUAUUCAUGUCAACUAUGUGUUAGAUUAUGAGAAGAUUCAACAGUACAAUUUAACUGUCCGUGUUGCGAACAAUGGUGCUCAACAACUAGCAAGUGAAGCCACAGUUUAUAUUUUGCUGCAGGAUGUCAAUGAUGAAAUUCCUUUGUUCAUUGAACAAGAACUAGAAACUGUUCUUGAAGGAAUGCCUAUUGGAACUAAAGUUACUCAAGUCAGAGCGGUCGACAAAGAUGGCACUUAUCCCAACAACAAGGUUUACUAUUCCAUCGAGCCGAAAGACGACGGGGACAAAUUCCGAAUCGACAGGGAAAGUGGUGAGAUCUUUACUAUGGAGGAGUUUGACCGAGAAGAGCGGCAAUCUUAUGUGAUUAUUGUGAAAGCUGAAGAUGGAGCCCCUUCUGCAAGACCCAACGUGCCUCCUCCAGAACCAAACUCAGUGACCAAGUACAUCCGCAUCGGGAUCGGCGACAAGAACGACAACCCCCCGUACUUCGAACAAGCCUCCUACGAAGCCGAGGUCAACGAAGAUGAGGAUAUCCAGCACACGGUCAUCACUGUCACCGCCAAGGACAAAGACGAAUCUUCUCGGAUUCGUUACGAGAUAACAGCUGGAAAUAUAGGAGGAGCCUUUGCUGUCAAAAACGAGACUGGAGCCAUUUACGUAGCAAGCCCACUUGACUACGAAACCAGGAAGUCGUAUAACUUGACAUUGGUCGCUUCGGACACUUUGUUCGAGAACCACACCACUGUUUUCAUCAAGGUGAAGGACAUCAAUGACCUUCCUCCCAAGUUCGGACAGUCGCUCUACCAAACGCACAUUCUCGAAGAAGAUUCCGAUGGACUGCCCAAAAGAAUCCUCAAGGUCAGUGCUACUGACGGAGACCUUGAUCGCAAUUCCAAAAUCUUGUAUUUCCUCACGGGUCAAGGCAUUGAGGAAAACCCAGAGAACAGCAAAUUCGCCAUCAAUGAUACAUCGGGAGAGAUUUAUGUACUUAAACCCUUGGACAGGGACCUCCCCCACGGACGUUCCCAGUGGCGUUUCACCGUGUACGCCACUGAUGAGGAUGGAAAAGGCCUGGUGGGGUACGCCGAUGUCCUCGUCAACCUCAAGGACAUCAACGACAACGCACCCUUCUUCCCGCAAGCCAUCUACACGGGAAAUGUCACAGAAAAUGGCACAGCUGGCAUGACUGUGAUGACUAUGACCGCUACCGACUACGACGACCCGAAUGAGGGUUCCAAUGCCAAGCUAAAGUACACCAUUGAGCAAAAUCAGGUGAAUGAGAACCAUGAAUUGAUCUUCGCGAUCGACCAAGAUACGGGAGUCAUCAGCACUGCCGUGUGCUGCCUGGAUCGUGAAGCCAUAUCCGAGUACACCAUCAAAGUUGUGGCAACUGAUGGUGGUGGUCUGCAAGGUACUGGGACUGCAACCAUCAAAAUUAAAGACAUCAACGACAUGCCACCCGUGUUCACCAAGAAACAGUGGUAUGUGCAAGUGGAUGAAACUGAAGGUGAUGACAUUCCCGAGCUUCCAAUUUUAGUAGUUUCUGUCAAAGACGAGGACUUGCUGGAGACAAAUAGAUUCAGUUAUAAAGUCAUCAAUAACACUUUUGGGGCGGACAAAUUUACGAUGGUUACAAACUCCGAUGGAACAGGCUCUCUUAAAAUUGCAAAGCCACUUGAUUACGAAGAUCGUAUGCAGCGGCAUGGCUUCAAUAUCACCAUCCAAGUGAGCGAUCAUGGUGGUGAGACCUCAAAUGCAUAUCACAUAGACUACUCCAAAGUUUACAUUGGCCUCAUCGACAUCAACGACAACCCUCCCGAAUUUACGGAUCCCUUGCAGAAGGCAAGCGUGUUUGAAAAUGUGACAGUUGGAAGCAAAGUGGCACAAUUUCAAGCACAUGAUCCGGAUCAGGCUGGGAAAUCCAUGGUUAGGUACUCUAUCGAUCGUUCAUCUGAUAAGCGAAGACAGUUUAAAAUCAGCCAAUCUGGUGUUGUGACUAUCCAGAGAUCCUUAGACAGAGAGACAACUAAUCGUCAUGAUGUCAGAAUUCUAGCCACAGACGACGGGGUGCCUACAAGAACUGCAACAGCGACAUUGCUCGUCGACGUUUUGGAUGUGAACGACAAUGCUCCUCACUUCCGAGACUUCUAUCGUCCCGUCGUCAUGGAAAAUGUCCCGCCUCCUGUCAAGGUUAUCGAAAUCUUUGCGGAUGAUCCAGACUUGCCGCCUCAGACUAAGCCGUGGUUUAAGUUCCAACUAGAUGAUAAUGCUGACAGUACUAUCAAGAAAUCUUUUAAAGUUGAAUUCAACAGAGACGGAGACAAUGGAAAAGGCUCUGCCACAGUAUUUACAAGAGUGAAAUUUGAUCGAGAACAGCAAAAAGAAUACAUGGUGCCCAUAGUCAUUGCCGAUAGUGGAGUCCCAUCCCUUACCAGCACAAACACCCUGACAGUCAUCAUCGGUGAUGAAAAUGACAAUCCCAUGUAUCCAGGAGAAAAAGAUAUCUUUGUGUAUAGUUACAAAAGUACCACCAAACCUACCCGACCAGUGAAAGUUCCCAUUGGCCGUGUCCAUGUGGAAGACGAGGAUGACUGGGAUCUCAACGACAAAGUGUUUUAUUGGAAGGACAAUAAAGCACAUCCAAAUUUCGAUCUCAAGGUGGACACCGGAGAAAUAUCAAUGACCGAAAUGGUCAGUGGCGGAAAGUAUACACUUUAUUUCACUGUCAUAGACCAGAAAAGGAAUGAGGAAGUUUCUGCCGUCGUCACCGUUACUGUCAAGGAUAUUCCUGAAGAGGCUGUAUACAGUUCUGGAUCUAUUAGAAUUUCAGGCCAUUCUGAUGAGGAUUUCAUUCGUGUGUGGGACUGGAAAAAUAAAGUUCAAGUUGAGAGCAAGUACAACAAGUUCAAAGACAUCCUAGCCAAGCUUUUGAAAGUGAAAAAAGAUAAUGUCGAUAUCUUCACUGUACUUAAGAACCAGGACCAUCCACCAGUCACUGAUAUCCGAUUUUCAGCUCAUGGUUCUCCCUAUUACAAAGCUACUAAGUUGGAUGGACUUAUUUCGCUUCAUAGGAGAAACAUCGAACAGAUAGUCGGUGUGAACAUCACAAUGGUCGGUAUCGAUGAGUGUUUGUAUGAAGAAAAGUGCGAAGACAGUUGCACAAACCACCUGCAAGUAUUCGGGGACAAUCCCGCAAUGGUGAAUGGAAAUCGAACCUCUCUGGUGGGCGUCCGAGCCGAAGUGCAGGCGGAUUGUGUUUGCGGUGCCAGGGACUUCACUGACAUGGAAACUUGUAAAAUAAGACCGAAGCCCUGCUACAAUGAUGGAGUUUGUUCUGAUAAGUUUGGAAUCAUAAAUUGCACCUGCUCUGAGGGUUUCACAGGGCCACAGUGCCAGAAGACAACCCGGCACUUUGGCGGCAAAGGCUAUGCCUGGUUUCCUCCCCUGCAACAGUGCGAAACUUCCCACUUCCAGAUUGAGUUCAUGACCCAGAGCCCCAACGGAUUACUUCUGUAUGAUGGCCCAAUCUCGGAAGCUGAUCCCGGUGAGACGUUGGUCACAGAUUUUUUCUCUUUGGAAUUGCAGGAGGGACGACCCAGGCUCCUGAUUGAUUUCGGAUCCGGAACUUCGGAAAUUGUUAUAAAUGUGAGGUCAAGUUUGAGUGACGGUGGCUGGCACCGACUGGACGUUUUUUGGGAUAGAAUGAAUGUAAGAAUGGUUGUGGACCACUGCCAAGCUGCCCAGACGAGAGACACCGAUCCUCCCCUUUCUGACCGGGCAUUGUGUGAAGGAAAAGCCACCAUUGAACCAUUCAAUGAGUUUUUGAACGUAAAUGGCCCGUUGCAACUUGGUGGCGUGAAGCAUGAGCCACUGUCAUCUUACAAAUGGCGUUACUCUCACACCCGAAGAGGAUUCUCUGGAUGCAUCAAAAACGUUAUCCAUAAUAGCCAGAUGUAUGACCUUGCUGGUGCAGGUGAUUCCCAAGACAGCACCAUUGGUUGCCCACCUGCUGAAGAGCACUGCUACCCCAACCAGGUGGACAGAUUUUGCCAGCAUGGAAGUUGCAUCGGAAAUUACACUGCCGCCAAAUGUGUCUGCUUUCCUGGAUACCAUGGAAAACGAUGUGAUAUAAAAACGCAAGAAAAAAUGUUUGAACAGAACAGCUACAUUCGUUAUGCCUUGACUUUCAAUCCCAAUGAAUAUUCCAAUGAAAUCCAGCUGAGCUUCAGGACCCGACACAAACAUGGAGAACUUUUUAGAGCAGCCAGCAAACAUGGAAGGGAAUACCUUGUGCUAGAGGUCCGCAACAGAACAUUGAGGUUCCGCUUCAACCUGAAUCACUUCCGAUCUGCGGAACAAGAACUGUGGCUGCCUCAUGUGAAGGUGAGUGACGGUCAGUGGCACACAGUAAAUGUCCAGCGCUUUGGCAGCACAGCCAGCAUAUCUCUCGAUGGCGGGGGAGGAAGGCGCUACAGUGAACUGCUGGAAUACGAGGGACAACACCAGGAAUUGUCCAUCAACAAGCAAGAUGUGAUAGCUGGUGGAGAUGUCCACUACGUAGCUCCGGGUGUGACUGUGAUCGACAAUGACUUUCAGGAAGGGUGUUUGGAUGAUAUAAGGUUAGAUACAAGAUAUUUGCCCAUGGAAAAUGGCUCCCAAAGUGCAAUUGUGUUGGACUCUCAGAAUGUGAAGUCUGGAUGUCCAUCGAACAAUCCCUGCCUUGGAGUUUACUGCCCACCACCAUUUAUCUGUGUAGAUCUCUGGAUGCUGUAUGAAUGCAUGUGCCCCAAAGGAUUCAUAGUGACGCCAGACGGGAAAGAUUGCAUCGACGAUGAUGAGUGUGCUUCCGAGCAGCCUUGCUUAAAUGGCGGGACCUGCGUCAACUUGCCGGACGGGCAGGGCUAUCAGUGCAUCUGCCCUGGCGGGUUCAUCGGCAUUCACUGCAAUGCUGUGAGGGAGCAGAAGGUGAUGCAACUCAGCGUAGCAGCUCUGGCGUUGAUUGUUUUCUGCAUAUUUGCAGUUUUGAUUCUGGCCCUGGUUGUGAUAGCCUAUUCUCGGAUAAGGUCACGCAAACCAUACGACCAGAAGGACAUAAUUGACGAUGUGCGAGAAAACAUAAUAGUAUACGACGACGAGGGAGGUGGAGAGGACGACAUGAAUGCAUAUGACAUCAAGACCCUGCAAAUCCCAAUAGAUGGUUAUGGUUCUCCCAUGGGGGCCAAGUCUGGACCAGAAAAGGGACCGAUGAGAGAACCGCACCAAUGGCAAGCCCACCCCGGUGGACAGCCGGAUGUCGGAGACUUCAUCCGCGACCACCAAGACAAAGCGGACAUGGACAUCAACGUCCCGCCCUUCGACGACCUUCGGAACUAUGCCUACGAGGGUGGUGGAAGCUCUGCAGGGUCUCUCAGCUCCCUAGCAUCGUGUACCGAUGACAAUGACCAUGACUUCGACUACCUGAACGGUUGGGGACCCCGAUUCCAGAAACUGGCCGACAUGUACGGACAAGGAGAAAGCGAGGAGGAGUGAUUUUUUGUGGAACAAGUUGCCAAUCCAUGAUGUUUUUAACUUAUGAGACUUUUAAAGUGAAGCAUUUUGCUGCAAGCUGGAUUCUGAUCACAUGGUGUGAGUUAUGCCGAGUUUUGAGCAGGGGAGAAGUGUGUCUAUAUUAGUCUUUCCAAAAAAAAAUGAAGGCCACUGAUGUAUGUAUUAUCCGUAUCAACUUGGACCAUCAUGUACACAUGAGUCACCUGUGUCUCUUCUCUAGCAUAUAUUUCCUCGUGGUCCAAAAUUCGUACUUGCCGGCGAUGCAUGUAAAUUGGACUAAGCGGCAGCUGUUUACGGCCUUUGCUCUGUGAUGCCUUAAUUCAAUGUUCGAAUCCUCGUGCUGUUCUUCAUCCUUCUGAGCAGCAAUUCUGAAUUUUCAUCAACUUUGUUUCAUUUUCAUGACUGACUGAAGGUUGCCAUAAUUUGUUGUGGUCCCAAGUGUGCAUAUACUGCCAACAUUCAUCAUAUGCAUACGUGCAUAUUUGAACCACACACGUCAUUGUUUCCCACUGAACAAUGUAUUGUGAAAUAAAAAAAAAACAUGUUGCUUUUCCUAAUGUGGCAUACUUUUUCUCUUGUGUUUUUUAAGAUAUUUUUUUUAAAUAUUAAGUACUUUUUUAAAUGUAAUAAUUAGUUUUAGUUUCAUCACAAGUGCCACCUUAUAGUUUAUAGUAUAUGUGCAUUUUUUUAUGAUUGCUGUUUUGUAUAAGUUCGAAGAUUAGUUGAUUUUCUUUUGUCUAAGUAAUGAUGCAGCUUUUCCAAUUUUUUUUUUUAUUUCAGUGUAUUUAUUAUAAUAUUAUUGUUUGUUUUGUGAAUGUUAUUUUUCUCUGGAAGAAAGAUUUAAAACUUUACUGCAAACUGUCCGUCCAUAUGUAAUAACUCAUUCAAAUUGAUAAUACUGUUGCGAACACAAUAUGAAGUUUUUGGAUUAACUUUUAUAACAAAAAAUAUAAAAAACCAGUUUUAUGGUUUAGUGUUCACAUUUAUGUUUUUGCUUAUUUAAUGCUAGCAAUUUUCAUUUCCUGGUAUUGAACUACAAAUAUUAAUGAUUAUGUUUUUUAAAAUUCUCUUUAAAAGAUAUUUUUAUGAGUGGUAUAAUUUUUAAAAGCCAAAAGAUUGAUUUUUACUUUAAUUAGCAUAUGUGUGAUAAGGUAAAACUAAUUUAUGCAAUUUUCCCAUUUCAUUUUGAACACUCAUAAAUUCUUAGUAAUUAAGUCUUUCUCAUACUUGAAUUACAUCAAAACUUUUCUCACAACAUUUUUUCAUGAAGUCUUAUGAUUCCAUUUGCAUUUAUAUUUUGAGUAGGAACAUAAUGUUACCAAUCCAACUCUGAUCCUAACAAUUAUUACGGUGCUAUUCUUCCUUCAUCCCAAACUUUAGGAACAGCACAGCUAUAAAACACUACAUCAUAGCUUAUCUCACUUGUAUAGGAAGUUCCACAUGUCUUCAACAUGCACACCAUUUCAUUAUUUUAAGUCAACCUCAACACAUGCAACCAGUGUUGAAAUUUAAAGACACUGUUUUUUCAGUUCUCUUACUAACUGUUAAAAAUGAACGAAAUUUUAUUUCACCAUAAGCAACAUAGUGAUAAUUAUUCCAAAACUUCCAGUUGAAAUCCCAAGUACAUAUUCUCAGCACAGAAUUUAGCUGAAUUCGCAAAUGAAUUGGUGUCCAUUUUUAUUUAGUAAUAUUUCUAGUUGAAUCAUUUCAUUUUUUCCUGAAGUGUUGAGGAUGAGUAAAAUGUAAAUGCACAAUAAAUUACAUGAUGGUAAUCAUUUCAAAACUUCCAGUUGAAAUACUGUUCAUAAAUACGAAGUAAUUUAUAGUUUAAGUACCAUUAUCAAUAUAAACUAUAUUUGCAAUAAAAGUAAUUUCUCUUUUACUACAAGUAUAAUUGAAAAAUUAUUUUUAAAGUUUGAAUUUUAAAUAAUUUUUUAAAAUUAUUGUAAACAUUGAUAAUUUAAAAAUUUCCCUGUAAUUAAUUAAAUAGCUGCUAAGAUAAAACAAAUAACAGAACUAUCUCAGCUAUUACAUUAUAAUUUAACUAGAUUUCAUCAUAAUUUUUUUGUCUGUGCUAUUAUGCAAGAACAAGAGAGAAGAAAAACUGUUUGGUAUAAAUUGUGCAAGUUUUCAUUAUAAAAAUUAAAAGUAAACAAAAAGAAAUAAAAUUAACUAAGAGUAUGUAUAUAGUAUUCAUCCCGUUUGCUGUUUUGAGAACUGUACAAAUUCCACGACAUUUUACCACUGGUUGCAUUCUUCUGUAGGUGACUUCUUUUUUACUUGAUUCUGACGGUUAGUCUGUGACCAAACUAUUUAAUUUGUGUUUGUAUUAAAUGUGUACAAUGACUUUAUGUAAUGUGUAUUUUUAGCAUUUCUUGAUGGCUUAGUUCAUACUGAGUUGCCAUGUUUUUAUUACAUUAAUAUAAAAGCCCAGCUCAGUCAUAUGUAUUUUUUUCUGAUAUUUUAUGCUAUGUAUGAUUCUUCUUUUUUUUAAUUUUUUCAUUUUUAAAUGGUGGAUUUGUGCUACUAACAUUCCCCUGGUUUGGAUCUGAGAUGAUGUGGCUCAAAUUUUAUCGUUGCCUUGUGUGCAGCUAUCAUACUUUAGAGGUCAUGUAACUGUUAAAAGUUUAUUUUACUUAAUGUUUAUUCAUUCAAGUUUUAGAUUUUUCGCUUUAUUGAAAAUUAAGAUAUACUACACAUCAAAUAAUAUGCAAUUUUUCUCAUUUGCAUUGAAUACAAUUCGUUUCUCAAUGUCAUCUCUAAAUUGAAUAUUUAAAAAAAGUUACUUUUGAAAUUAACAUUGCAAAAUCAAAAAACAUUUAAUUUAAAAUGGUUUUGGUCCAAAAUAUGACUUAGCAUUUGUCAUCUUAUGCAUAGUUAAGUUUUUAAUAUGAUUUUUACAUUUAUCUAAGAAUUAAUUUUUUAAAUAAAACAUUUCUUCUAAUGAAUAAAAAUUUCACUUUAAAUUAUUUUUAAUAGCUACUAAAAUACUUUCGUUUUAUUUAUCCGAAGUAUAAAUUAGUUUACUGCAGUUGAAAUGUCUUCUACUGAAAUUAUUCCAGAAAAAUUAUUGUAAUUAUUUAUUUUUGUGUGUGUUAGAGAAUAGAAAGUAAACGAGAAAUCUUCUUAUGGUGUAAAAUACUUUAAUACUUUUUAAUAGACAACUUGUUUAAAUCUUUGCUUUGUAAAAAAUAAGAUUGGAGCAUUCAACGAUUUGAAUUAUUUUAAUUUAAAUGACUCAUAAUUUGAUUUUGAAUAGUUUCUGGAUCACUAUGCCCUUAAAGUAUGCUUUAUUCACUUUAAUCAAUUCAAAUGAUGACAUUUCUUUGACCUCGUGAGAGCAGUUAUUGAAGAUCCAAUCUCAGUCUGACAAUCCUCCAAAUAUGCAUUCGUUACAAAACACUUUUCUGAAUAUUUUCAGUUUCAUAAAUCAUCUGUAAAUGAUGCAGCUGAGUUUUUUUUAUGUAGUUUUGAUUUUACAUCAUUUUUUAACUUUGUGAUUGAAUAAAGAUGAAUUGUAAUUCUA
Molecule: messenger RNA, 10544 nt
Organism: Uloborus diversus
Lineage: Eukaryota; Metazoa; Arthropoda; Arachnida; Araneae; Uloboridae
Product: neural-cadherin-like
Exons: 29
Coding region: 422-7000 (2192 amino acids)
Biological process (GO): homophilic cell-cell adhesion
Cellular component (GO): plasma membrane; catenin complex
Molecular function (GO): calcium ion binding; cadherin binding
Source: RefSeq, a predicted model, not a curated record